Molecule: messenger RNA, 373 nt
Organism: Staurois parvus
Lineage: Eukaryota; Metazoa; Chordata; Amphibia; Anura; Ranidae
Source: the annotation of a GenBank genome assembly
AGGAUGAAGAAGAAGAAGAAGAGAAGGAAAGAGAAGAAGAUGAGGAUGAAGAAGAAGAAGAUGAUGAAAAGAGAAGAAGAAGAAGAAGAAGAAGAGGAUGAGAAAAGAGGAGUGUAUCUGCAGAGAGCUCCGCUAUUUCUGACAGUUCUCUGACAGUUCCUUCACAUUUACAGCGGUUGAAACAUUGUAUCUAUUUGUUUCCGAAUAAAAACAUCUGUAUCCUAAAUGGAAACAAAUAGAUACAAUGUUUCAACCGCUGUAAAUGUGAAGGAACUGUCAGAGAACUGUCAGAAAUAGCGGAGCUCUCUGCAGGGACACUUUUUGCCGGCUGUAGAAGGGAUGAAAAUCGGCCGAUCAGGGAAAAUUCGAUUCG